GAUCGAUCGUCACCAUAUAUGCCAUUUGAUCCGUCCCUUUUAGUUCUGUUAUUCUUUAGCCUAUCCUAUGUUGUCCAUCUUUACUGGACAACAACAACAGCGGCCAUAACAAAUCCCUCUCUCUCUCUCUCUCUGAUCUCGAUCUCGGUCUCCAUGACUCCAGCCUAUCUGAACUUACCAUCCUCUCUUUGCCCUCUUGCAGAGCAAAGAGAAGAUGAUCAACACCUGAAAUUCUAUAUACCUUCUAAUUAUCAAGCUUCAUCUUCUCUUUCAUGCCAUACCUUUUUUGACGGGAACAAAGAUGAAAGGGGGAUCAGUGUAGUUGAAGGGUCACAACAACAUGAUCAUCAUGAAAAGGCUCAUCAGCUCAUAGGAUCAUCAUCAUGUGAUCAUCCUCAGGCAUUUCCGUUUCCUUCCUUUCAGUCGACUGUUCUGGAUCAGGAAGAUAGUAAAAAUCCCGAUAAAUUAUCCUUAUCAUGUCAAAGAGAUCAGGAAGCUGGCCGAGAUCAUGGAAGUAAAAAUGCCGCCAUUAAUGGACCUGUACAGUGGAUGUCCUCAAAGAUGAGGUUUAUGCAAAAAAUGGUGGACCCAAAUUUUCCAGCUACAAAUAGGCCUGUGAGAAGCACGAAGAAGUUGCAAAAUAAUCAGCAGCAGCAGCACGGCAUUUUCGAAAUGAGUUCAUCACUUCACAACAGCAACAACGUCAACGCUGCUGCUGCUGCUGCUAGGGUUUGCGCCGACUGCAGCACGACCACCACCCCUCUUUGGAGGAGUGGCCCUCGAGGUCCUAAGUCACUUUGCAAUGCAUGUGGAAUUCGGCAGAGGAAGGCAAGAAGAGCCAUUGCAGAAGCUUCAGCAGCUGCUGCAAAUCAUGGCUUAGUAGUUGCCACCGACAAUAAUAUCUCAUCUUCAGUGAAGAGUAGUAGUAGUAGUAGUACAAACAGUACUAUAAAGGUGCAAAACAAGGAAAAGAAAUUGCGUACAAGCUGCCAUUUUGCACAAUACAAGCAUAAGUACUGCAAACUCAUGAGUACUACCGACGACUCUAAUAUUUCUCAUGAUCAUGAUCACAAUAUCAUGAUCGAGAGGCCGACGUCGAAGCAGCUUUCUCUCAAGGAUUUCGCUCUGAGUUUGAGAAACAAUCCAGCUUUUGAACGAGUGUUCCCAAAGGACGAGACAGAAGCAGCAAUCUUGCUAAUGGAAUUAUCUUGUGGUCUUGUUCACAGUUAAUUUAAUUACUUAAUAAUUUCUUCUUCAUCUUUUAAUUAGGAAUUUAUAAUUAGUUUAAUUUCUGCCAUUAUGUGAGAUCAUAGAGAUUAUAAUAUCUUUUGAGUAUGUUGUUAAUUAAUUACGUACCAUAAAUCAUGUGGGUUUGCUUGCAUGCA
Juglans regia (Persian walnut) is the source of this 1385-nucleotide messenger RNA. RefSeq names its product putative GATA transcription factor 22. Gene Ontology annotation, biological process: regulation of DNA-templated transcription. NCBI's taxonomy places the organism in Eukaryota, Viridiplantae, Streptophyta, Magnoliopsida, Fagales, Juglandaceae. Gene Ontology annotation, molecular function: zinc ion binding; sequence-specific DNA binding. The record is from RefSeq and is a predicted model, not a curated record. The transcript is spliced from 3 exons. Bases 19 to 1230 code for a protein of 403 amino acids.